UCUAAUAUUUAUUUUUGCUCAAAUAAAUAAUAUUUAUAUAUUAUUUUGAUCUUUUUAAUGUGGUAUAUUAAACUAACCACUGCCACUUAACAACAAUAUUUUUAAUAUUUAUUUUUUUAAAUAAUUGAUAAAUUUUGCCAACUCAUUUCGCAAUAAUUUUAGCUUGUUAUAUAUAUGGAUGAUUAUCUGGACAUUCCAUCUGAAGGUUCUUCGUUAGACAACUCAUCCACUGAUUCCGAAGAUGAUUAUGAAUCGGAUACACGUUACCAAAUUGAUAGUGAUGAUUAUGAAUCGGAUACACCUUAUCAAAUUGAAAUUGAUGACAAUUCUGAACAAGAUGCGUAUGAUCAAUCUGCUACAAACCAUAAUAAUCCUAUCUGGUCCAAGAAAUAUUCUUCACAACCAGCAUUAGAAUUUGAUAAAAUAUCAGGUCCAAUAUCAUCUUUAAAAACGGACCCAUUGUAUCCAUCAGAUAUAUAUAAGAAAUUUAUUAAUGAUUCUCUAAUAAAUACAAUUACAUUCAAUACCAAUUUAUAUGCCCAACAAAAAAAUAUUAAAUAUCAACCAACUAAUCCUACAGAAAUAAGAAAAUUUUUAUGUCUUCAUAUACUCUUUGGAAUUAAAACUAUGGCAAAUUACAAAGAUUAUUGGAGUUCUAAACCAGAAUUCCAUGACAAUUUUGUUUCAUCCAUAAUGAAAGUAAAACGUUUUAUUUGGCUUAUGGCCCACAUCCAUAUAAAUGACAAUAUCUUAGAACCAUCGAGAAAUGAUGAAAAUUAUGAUAAAUUAUACAAAAUAAGACCAUUCAUUGAUAAUAUCCGUUCCUCUUGCUUGAAAUAUUUUCUUCCCUCGGAAUAUCAAGCAAUUGACGAAGGAAUGAUUAGGUUCAAAGGCCGUAUAGGAUUUAGGCAAUACAUGCCUAAGAAACCCACGAAACGCGGUUUCAAGGUUUGGAUGAGAUGCGAUAAUUCAGGAUAUAUGAAUGAUUUUAAUAUCUAUGUUGGGAAAAAUAAAGAGGUUGAAAGUAAUCUUGGUUAUAAUGUUGUAACAAAGUUUUGUGAAGGACUUCAAAAUCAUAAAAUAUUUUUCGAUAAUUAUUUUACGAGUUAUACUCUAAUGGCCGAUUUAAAAAAGAAAGGUAUAUAUGCUAGCGGAACACUAAACAAAAAUAGGAGAUACUUGCCCAUAAAGAAUAUGGAAACAAAAUUAAAAAGAGGUGAGUUUGACUGGAGAAGUGACAAAAAUAAUAUAAGUAUAAUUAAAUGGCGAGAUAAUCGUGACGUAUUUAUAAUGUCCAAUUAUAUUGAUCCGAGAUCAGUGGAUACUGUGAAGAGAAAAAAUAAAAAAGGGGAAGUUUUUGACGUAAAAUGUCCAAUAAUGAUAAAGAUGUAUAAUAAAUAUAUGGGGUCUAUUGACCAUUUCGACCAUUUAAAGUCUUUAUAUGAAAUUUCGCGAAAGUGGCGAAAAUGGUGGCUACCAAUAUUCUUUUGGCUGAUAGAUGCGGCGAUUAUCAAUUCAUUCAUAAUAUACAAUAUUCUUACAGAUAAUAAACUCUCAUCGAAAGAAUUCCGAAGACAAAUAAUUGCUAGCGAAUUGGCAUACUCAUAUCUUGGGGAAAAUAUGUUAGCUGUUGAAAAUAUUUGGAUACCUGACAAAUGUUAUAAAUUUCCAUUGCCCUUGGGCAAAAGAAAUUUAACCUUUCAAGCAUCCUGGCUUAACAAAUAUAAGUGGCUUGCUUACUCAGCCGAUGAAAAGGGCGCAUUUUGUAAAGUUUGCGUCAUAUUUUCCCCAAGAUAUGCUGGAAAUGGGUUACAAAAACUCAAAACAUUGCUUUUUGAAAGCUCCUCUAAAAAUGCUACUUACCUAAGUCCCACUAUUCAAAAUGAAAUAAUAUCAAUAUGCAAUCAGUUUAUAUUAAAGGAAGUUUCUUCAAAAGUCAAAGCAUCACCAUUUUUUAGUGUUUUGGCGGAUGAAACUUCCGAUAUUGGUAAUAUUGAACAACUAUCCAUAGCAAUAAGGUUUAUUGAUAUGGAAUCAGGUAAUUAUAAAAUGAAGGAACUAUUUGUUCAAUUUAUUGAAUUACCUGACACUAAGUCAGAAACGAUAGCUAAUCAAAUUAUUAAAUCACUUCAAAACCUGGAUUUAAAUUUAAAUCUACUGAGAGGCCAAGGGUACGAUGGAGCUCCCUCGAUGAGUGGCCAUGUUAAAACUGUCCAGUCAAGAAUUAGAGAGCUUUAUAGCACAGCUCUUUAUGUUCACUGCAGUUCACAUUGCCUGAAUUUGAUGAUAACUGAGGCAUGUGAAAUUAGAGACAUCCGGAACAGUUUACGUAAAAAGAUUUUGAUUUAA
Gordionus sp. m RMFG-2023 is the source of this 2349-nucleotide messenger RNA. RefSeq names its product piggyBac transposable element-derived protein 3-like. The record is from RefSeq and is a predicted model, not a curated record. The transcript has 4 exons. Lineage: Eukaryota; Metazoa; Nematomorpha; Gordioida; Chordodea; Parachordodidae. Bases 175 to 2349 code for a protein of 724 amino acids.